This is a messenger RNA of Neomonachus schauinslandi (Hawaiian monk seal), 5059 nucleotides long. It is a transcript of the gene TECPR2, whose product is annotated as tectonin beta-propeller repeat containing 2. Gene Ontology annotation, molecular function: protein binding. NCBI's taxonomy places the organism in Eukaryota, Metazoa, Chordata, Mammalia, Carnivora, Phocidae. The transcript has 20 exons. The coding region runs from base 120 to 4352 and encodes 1410 amino acids. The record is from RefSeq and is a predicted model, not a curated record.
CCUCCGGCCGGGCCGGGCCGACGAGUCCGGAGGGGCCGCCGCGGGAGCCCCCAGGUUUCCCCAGAUGCCAAGUACACAUUCCUUUUCCUGCCUGAAGAUCAUCUGUGAAAACCUUGGCCAUGGCAUCAGUAUCAGAACCUAUUACGUUCAGAGAGUUCUGCCCCUUGUACUAUCUCCUCAAUGCCAUUCCCACAAAGGUCCAGAAGGGUUUCCGCUCUAUUGUGGUCUACCUCACAGCUCUCGAUACCAAUGGGGACUACAUUGCAGUGGGCAGCAGCAUCGGCAUGCUCUAUCUGUACUGCAGACACUUCAACCAGAUGAAAAAGUACAACUUUGAGGGGAAAACUGAACCCAUCACGGUGGUAAAGCUGCUGAGCUGCUUCGAUGACCUUGUGGCUGUGGGCACUGCCUCCGGGAGGGUUGCUGUCUUUCAGCUUGUAUCCUCGCUGCCAGGGAGAAAUAAACAACUUCGGAGAUUUGAUGUCACCGGUAUUCACAAAAAUAGCAUAACAGCUCUGGCUUGGAGCCCCAAUGGAAUGAAAUUGUUCUCUGGAGAUGACAAAGGGAAAAUUGUCUAUUCUUCUCUGGAUCUAGACCAGGGUGUGUGUAACUCCCAUUUGGUGUUGGAAGAGCCAUCUUCAAUCGUGCAACUGGAUUAUAGCCAGAAAGUACUGCUCGUGUCUACACUACAAAGAAGCCUGCUUUUUUACACGGAAGAAAAGUCUGUCAAGCAGAUUGGAACACAACCAAGGAAAAGCACUGGGAAAUUUGGAGCUUGUUUUAUACCAGGACUUUGUAAGCAGAGUGAUCUGACCUUGUACGCAUCACGGCCUGGGCUCCGACUGUGGAAGGCAGACAUCCGUGGGACUGUUCAAGCCACGUUUAUCUUAAAAGAUGUCUUUGCUGGAGGAGUCAAGCCUUUUGAACUGUACCCACGUCUGGAAUCCUCCAACAGGGGAGGUUGCAGCUUACCUGAGAAACACCUGGGGCUUGUUUCGUGUUUCUUUCAAGAAGGCUGGGUGUUGAGUUGGAAUGAAUACAGUAUUUACCUUCUAGACACCGUCAACCAGUCCACAAUUGCUGGUUUGGAAGGAUCAGGUGAUAUCGUGUCUGUUUCCUGCACAGAAAAUGAAAUAUUUUUCUUAAAGGGAGAUAGGAACAUUAUAAGAAUUUCAAGCAGACCUGAAGGACUGGCAUCAAUAGGGCGAGAUGGUCUGGAGAUGCCAGGAUGUGCAGAGCAGGCCCCCGGGCAGCGUGUGGAGAAGCCGUCGGGGGCCCCGGUUUCUGAGACGAGGCUCAGGGGCUCUUCCGUGGCCAGCUCCGUGGCCAGUGAGCCAAGGAGCAGGAGCAGCUCGCUCAACUCCACCGACAGUGGCUCCGGGCUCCAGGCAGCUCCAGAGCUGGGGAGGGGCAGCCAGCCCGCCUCACAGAGAUUCAGCCUGAUUAGCUCAGAAGACUUUGACCAGGAGCUUGUCGUGAAGCCUCUGAAAGUGAAAAAGAAGAGGAAGAAGAAGACAGAAGGUGGAAGCAGGAACACGUGCCACAGCUCCCUUGAAUCGACUCCCUGCUAUGAAUUUCCGGGUGACAGUCCCCAGUCCUUGAGCACAGACCUGCUGUCCAUGACCUCAAGUUUGGGCAGCAUCGUGGAUCGGUCGAGCACAGAGUCUCCUGACCAGGAGAGUAACCUUAGUGGUGAGGUGAAUGGUGUCCUGCAGGAAAAUAAUGACCCCGAGGCAUUCAGUGUCCUGGAGGUGCCGGAGCCUGCCCCUGACGUACUGAAUGAACGGAAUGGCGACAGAGCUGGACUCCCGCGAUGUAACCGUGCAGACGACACAGAGCCACACAGUGCAGUGUGGACUUCACUCUUGGAGCUGAGGGAAGCUGUGGAAGGUAGUGACGUUACAGAGCUCAGAGAGGAACCUUGUCCCGCAGACGAUGAACUGAAUAGCAGACAGUCACCCUGUCGAGAACAGGACAGCUCUGCUGAGGCCCGGGAAGCGGAGGACAUGCCUGAUGUCCCCCAAAGCACUUUUUCUGAAGUCCCCUUCCUGGACUCCCUCCCGGUGCCUUCCAGCCUCAGCUGGGUCCCCCAUGCCGAGCAGCGGCUGCCGGGGACCAGAGCUGACGAAGGCUGUGCUGAGGAGCCCAGCAAGGAGCAGGGCUUCCUCACGCACAUGGGGGGUCCCGGCCACCUUGGCUCACAUCCCUCGCACACUGUCACUGACGGUGACACAGGCCUGAAGGAAAUGGUUGCCUUGGAAUGUGACACGGGGAGUGUGGGAGGACGGCUGACACCCCCGGUCUCCGCCUUGGCGGCUCACACUCGUGAGCCUCGGCUCGAGCAGCCUUCACGGGACCAGGUGUUGACGUCCAGUGACGAGGAGGACAUCUACGCCCACGGGUUGCCUUCCUCUUCCUCGGAGACCAGUAUGACAGAGCUCGGUGGUAGUCGCUCUCUGCAGGACCUGAGCCAGCCUGGCGCAGAGGACACUGGGCUGCUAAAGUCAGAUCAGUUUGCAGAAAGCUGGAUGGGAUACGCUGGUCCCGGCUACGGCAUACUCAGCUUGGCGGUCUCCGAGAAGUACCUCUGGUGCCUGGACUACAAAGGCGGCCUGUUCUGCAGCGCACUGCCGGGCGCUGGGCUCCGCUGGCAGAAGUUUGAGGACGCCGUCCAGCAGGUGGCGGUCUCACCCUCAGGAGCCCUUCUCUGGAAGAUUGAACAGAAAUCUAACCGAGCUUUCGCUUGUGGAAAAGUGACCAUCAAGGGCAAGCGGCACUGGUACGAAGCCCUGCCCCAGGCAGUGUUCGUGGCCCUGAGCGAUGACACAGCCUGGAUCAUCAGGACAAAUGGAGAUCUGUACCUGCAGACAGGUCUCAGUGUGGAUCGCCCCUGUGCCAGAGCCGUAAAGGUCGACUGUCCAUAUCCACUGUCCCAGGUUGCAGCCCGAAACAGCGUGGUGUGGGCGCUGACAGAGCAGAGAGCCCUCCUGUACCGGGAGGGCGUGAGCAGCUUCUGCCCUGAAGGGGAGCAGUGGAAAUGUGACAUCGUCAGUGAAAGGCAAGCUCUGGAAGCCGUCUGUAUAGCUCUCGGGGACCAGCAGACUCUGUGGGCCCUGGACAUCCGAGGGAACCUGUGGUUCAGAACUGGUGUCGCUUCCAAGAAGCCCCAGGGCGAUGACGACCAUUGGUGGCAAGUGAGCAUCACAGACUACGUGGUGUUCGACCAGUGCAGCUUAUUCCAGACCAUAAUCCAUGCCACACACUCGGUGGCCACGGCGGCCCAAGUGCCGGUGGAAAGGGUGGCAGAUAAACUGCGCAUGGCGUUUUGGUCUCAGCAACUACAGUGCCAGCCGAGCCUCCUAGGGGUCAACAACAGUGGCGUCUGGCUCUCCUCGGGCAAGAAUGAAUUCCAUGUUGCUAAAGGAAAUCUCAUCGGCACUUACUGGAAUAAUGUUGUUCCCCGGGGGACAGCUUCUGCAACAAAGUGGGCCUUUGUGCUGGCUUCCACUGCUCCCACAAAGGAAGGAAGCUCCUUGUGGUUGUGCCAGAGCAGCAAGGAUCUGUGCAGCGUCAGCGCCCAGAAUGCUCAGUCCCGCCCCUCCACGGUGCAGCUGCCUCCCGACGCGGAGAUGAGGGCGUACGCCGCCUGCCAGGACGCUCUGUGGGCCCUGGACAGCCUCGGCCAGGUGUUCAUCAGGACGCUCUCCAAGAGCUGCCCCACAGGCAUGCACUGGACACGGCUGGACCUUUCCCAGCUAGGAGCUGUAAAACUGACAAGCUUGGCAUGUGGAAAUCAGCACAUCUGGGCCUGUGAUUCCAGGGGUGGAGUUUACUUCCGAGUGGGAACCCAGCCUCUCAAUCCCAGUCUGAUGCUUCCAGCCUGGAUAAUGAUUGAGCCACCUGUCCAGCCCGCGGGGGUCACGUUGGUCAGCGUCCACUCCAGUCCCAACGACCAGAUGCUGUGGGCACUCGACAGCAGGUGGAACGUGCACGUCCGGGCUGGCAUCACCGAAGAGAUGCCGGUGGGGAUCGCCUGGGAGCACGUGCCAGGCUUGCAGGCCUGCCAGCUCGCACUGAGCACCAGGACCGUGUGGGCCCGCUGCCCCAAUGGUGAUCUUGCCCGACGGUACGGCGUCACUGACAAGAACCCCGCGGGAGACUACUGGAAGAAAAUUCCCGGCAAUGUGACAUGUUUCACAGUGACCUCGUCAGAUGAGCUGUGGGCAGUGGGCCCCCCCGGCUACCUCCUCCAGCGGCUGACGAGGACGUUCAGCCACUCGCAUGGUGCCCCGAGCAGCCACGCCACCACCCCCCACCCCGAGGACCUGGAGGACGAGUGGGAGGUCAUCUGAAGGAGCCUCGGGCAGGGCCGCUCAGGAGGGAGGAGGCCGAGACGGGUGGCGAACACGGUGGUUUCGGAGUCGCUCGCUCUCGGCCACGCCUCAUCAGCUCUUGCCCAGACAUGUCGGGCCGGCUUGGACAGCCCACACUUGCUUUCAUCCAUGUUUGUUUCCGUCUUGUUCCAGAACCCACAGCCUCGGCCGAGCGACCUGGAGCUGUGGCCGGAGCGGCAGUGCCUCUGAGCUCUUGCCAGGGCCGCCUCCGAGUGCGGCAGCGCCGGCCUCCACCCCGGCCUCUCCAGGCCCGCGGAGGGGACGAGCCGGGGAGCCGAAGUCAGCGUGCUCCCACCCAUGAGGGGGUCCGCACCGGCUUCACGGUCACCACAGGGACCCAAGUUCUAGCACAUUCCAUGCUGGCCACCCCGGCGGGGAAACCAAGGCUGCGUCUGCGAGGUGGGGUGCUGGUCUGUGCCAGGAUGCAGCGCACAAACACACACACACACACACACCCGGGCGCGCACACACCACCCACGCCCUCCGGGCCCACUGAGGGCACGGCACGCUCGCCUCCUGGAGGCCACACGUUACCCAAAACAAUAAAGGCAUAGAAAAGGUGCACGUGUUUCCAAGGCAGCUGUGGCCCCGGGAGGUGUGGCCGGACGUGGGGGAGCUCAGCCACGGGAGCUCACUGAGCACGGUCUUUGGGGUGAUGUCUAGUG